Messenger RNA from Orbicella faveolata, 2324 nucleotides. Its product is annotated as transmembrane protein 39A-like. The record is from RefSeq and is a predicted model, not a curated record. Lineage: Eukaryota; Metazoa; Cnidaria; Anthozoa; Scleractinia; Merulinidae. Gene Ontology annotation, cellular component: membrane.
UCAAUCAAUCAAUCAAUCAGUCAGUCAAUCAAUCAAUCAACUACAUCGCCUUGGUCUUUUUUACCAGACGUUAUGUUUACACUGAGGACACUCGAACCAUGAACUCUUGACUUUUUGCUGACCUUCCUUUUAGUGACUGUAGUAUGAGGACUCUUCGUGUAGACAAACGCUGCUCUUAUACAUUACAUAAAGAGCCUUCAUUCUGUAGUCACCAAAACAACAUGUACAAAAACGUGAAGGGUUUAUUGUUUGAGUGUCCUCACUGUACGGUUUUUUUUCUCCAGGUUAGUGAUGUACUUAUUUACAUUUGGCUUCACCUUGGACCCUCAAGGAAGUAAAGUAAUGCUUAAACUAAGCCCUCAUCAGGAGCUAGGACCUUUAUCACAGCUACAGCUGUUACAAAGCAGUCUCCUCGAUAAAGGUAUCAUGGUGAAUGGAAACGCUAAACAGGAAAUUCCAGCGCCACAGCCGUGUUCUCUGCCACCUGACGCCGUCCGGUACGAAGCCGAAUGCCUACGGACAGAUUUUAAUCUUCGAAUAAAACAAGUUCUGUUUCAGUCACUUGUAUGCGCGUAUUAUGUUGGUUUUAUUCCAAUGAAGUUUUCAGAGCAACAUUACGUGUAUUACGACAUGUGGUGGGCUUGUCAACACACGCUGUUUGUAUGGCUGAGUUCUCUUCUAAUGCUUAUGAUGUUUCUGUUACCGCUCAACUACUGUGACGCCCUACACAAGUGUGCACUGCAUCUUGGGGGAUGGGAGAGAUAUCCAUGCGGGCACCGAGACACGCCACACGUAUGGUCAGCAUUAACAGUAUGGCCCCAGGGGGUCCUAGUACGACACGGUAAACUACUUUACAGAGCGCUUGGUAUCCACAAUGUAGCUAUCCCAGGAGACUCGCAUCAUGGGAGAUUUUUUUUCAUGUUUGAAUCUCCUUUGCGACUUAUUAACUGGAUGUCUGCAGUUCUCCUCUUACUCGUCCUAUAUCAACUCUUUAUGAUCACGCGGUCCCAUUCUUGGCACCAGCUCCUCUCGGUCACAGGGCUUCUGGCGUUUAACUACCUGAUACUCUACCGGCUUUUCCGGGAUCGCUGGGCACUCCAGGCAGUGGUGCGAGAGAGAACGGGAAGUUGAGCCCCUAAUUAUAGACCUGCUAUAUCGGUUUGAAGUGCGAGAAUUCGAUUAGUUAUAACGGAUGUGGUAUUCAGGCGUAGUGUGUCACAAUAUUUUCUCUCUUUAUACUUACAGUUACCAUUUCUUUCUAUCGCUAUAUGCUAAGCUAAUAUAUUGUUCUUCUUUCUACACAUUAUUCUUUUAUUUCGCUUUAUCGUUUUCCAGUUCUUUUUCCUUAGUUCGUGAGCUUAAGGGAGGUCUGCAUUUGAAUCUCUUUUCAACUGCUUUUGAACCAUUUCCUAACAUAGUUUCUCUGCGGUAAACAAGCUUAUGUUUUCGAGGAAUUCCGCAGCUUUGAAGGUUUAUUUAUUAUUUAUUAAAUAUCGUGGAUACAAAAAUGAUAAAAUGAUAUACAAGGAUACAGUAGAGCCUUCUUGUGAUAUUCAAUUAACUCUUCAAGAAAAAUAACAUUUAAAGUACCUGCUUCAAAGAAUGGCAGUGAACCUUGUUCGCUUUAAAAUAGUCUUGCCGCGAAAAACUGAGGGUGGGCAAGGAUUCAUCGGUUCCUUUGACGCACCUUAGACCACUGAUCUUGACCCAAAUCAUACCAAAGGAACGCACCCUUUAAUCGGUUGACGUAUUCUAAAUCGUCGUUUUGGUUCGGCGUGUUUUAAAUUGACGUCUGAUCUCUUCUCUUGUAGUCUUUGUUCUCCGCUAAAUUCUGGAUUUGACAGUGUUUUACGGCUUCUCGUUAUAGAAAAUUUAUCCCCAUCGCUUCUCCUUGAGCAACUGCCCACUUCUAUCCUAAAAUCAUUUUUUUCUUCCGAAAUGCAGCUCUUCUAGUUGAACUUGGCUGAUAGUUACCCCUCUGGUAGCAUUAUCAAUAUGCGAUGGAUUCUCCACAUUUCCUACAAAUUCGCAUAAUUUAAAAGCGAACUAAAAAGAUUUAUUUUGGGCAAUCAUUCGUCAUUUAACAGGUCUGCGUGUAAUUUGGAAUAUCGCGAACGAUAAGAAAUCGAACAUUUUGACGCAAGUGUUUUCAAACCAUAAGUUUCUUUUCAAAGCAAGAUAUGGCUAUCGCCUGCAAACGCACUCCGUUGUAGCUAGUCGCAUUCCAUCUGCAACUAUCGGCUCCAAAGUUAACUGUAGAACAAAGUUUGUUUUAAUGUCACAACUGGUAAUUUAUAGAAUAAAAAGGUAUUCAUCUGAGAGAA